Messenger RNA from Syngnathus acus (greater pipefish), 1988 nucleotides. RefSeq names its product iduronate 2-sulfatase (gene ids). The record is from RefSeq and is a predicted model, not a curated record. Gene Ontology annotation, molecular function: iduronate-2-sulfatase activity. NCBI's taxonomy places the organism in Eukaryota, Metazoa, Chordata, Actinopteri, Syngnathiformes, Syngnathidae. The transcript has 14 exons. Bases 148 to 1845 code for a protein of 565 amino acids.
AGUAUUCAGACGCUAAUCGGAAGCGAAGAGUAUAUAUAUGUUUAUCGAAAAUUCCUGCAAUGAGGUUGAGUGGUAAUGCUCUGUUAGGUGGCCACCCGCCGACUGAAGUAUUCGGGAUUCUAAAUACUUGACGUGAACUUCAUGUAGAUGUCUAAGGUGUCAUUUGGACGUCAUAGCAACAUGUGCAUUACUGUGCUUAAAUGUCUCAUCGUAUUCCUUCAUGUGAUUCUUGUCGUUGGGAGACAAGACAGACGAAAUGUUCUUUUCAUCAUUGCUGACGACCUGAGAACAUCUUUGGGCUGUUAUGGAGACUUAACAGUAAAAUCGCCAAACAUUGACCAACUGGCAUCAAAAAGCCAUGUUUUCCUCAAUGCAUUUGCACAGCAAGCCGUUUGUGCACCGAGUCGAACGUCCAUGUUGACAAGUCGCAGACCGGAUACAACCAGGCUGUAUGAUUUUAAAUCAUACUGGAGAGUGCAUGCUGGAAAUUACACCACUCUCCCACAGUAUUUUAAAUCACAUGGUUAUGUUACCAUGUCUGUGGGAAAAGUAUUUCACCCAGGCAUUGCCUCAAACUACACUGAUGACUAUCCUUACAGCUGGUCCAUCCCUGCAUACCACCCUGCUUCAUUCAAAUUUGAGAAACAAAAGAUGUGUAAAGGAGAAGACGGUCGCCUCCAUGCCAACCUGCUGUGUGCAGUGAAUGUCACAGAGCAGCCUGGAGGAACACUGCCUGACAUGGAGAGUGUAGAAGAGGCGGUGAGACUUUUGAAGACUCGAGCCACAGACGGCGAGCCUUUCUUCCUGGCUGUGGGCUUUCACAAACCCCACAUUCCCUUCCGUAUACCGCAGGAGUAUCUGCAGCUCUAUCCCAUAAAAAAGAUGACGCUGGCCCCUGACACAGAUGUUCCGAAACGCCUCCCCCCUGUGGCCUAUAACCCUUGGACAGACAUUAGGAAGCGAGACGAUGUCCAAAAACUCAAUAUUAGCUUCCCGUAUGGACCAAUUCCUAAAGACUUCCAACUCCGUAUCCGCCAGCACUACUAUGCCGCUGUGUCUUACAUGGAUGCCCAGGUUGGACGGCUGCUCAGUGCCCUUGAUGCCCUGGGGCUGGCUCAGAGCACAAUAGUGGUUUUCACCUCCGAUCAUGGCUGGUCGCUAGGCGAGCAUGGUGAAUGGGCAAAAUACUCCAACUUUGAUGUGGCGACGCAUGUCCCUCUUAUAAUUUAUGACCUUGAGCCUCCUGAAUCGCAAAGUGGGCUGAAAGAACCUACCUUUCCAUUUUUGGAUGUCUUUAGCCAACCAGAGGUCAUCUUUAAGAAUGAUAAAGUCGUGGAAAAUGUGGCCGAGUUGGUGGCCGUUUUUCCAACAGUGUGCUACUUGGCUGGCCUGAAAAUGCCUGCCCCCUGUCCUGAAGUUUCUCACCAGGAUGAGCUGUGUACAGAUGGAAGGAACUUGGCAGAUGACUUUGAACGUGAAAAAAAAAUCAAUCCAGAUUCUGUGGCUUUCAGCCAGUAUCCACGGCCUGCUGAUACACCACAGGAGAACUCGGACCUGCCUGACCUCAAAGACAUAAAGGUGAUGGGCUACUCUGUGCGCACCUAUAACUUCCGAUUCACCAUGUGGCUAGGCUUUGACCCCAAAACCUAUCAAAUCAAUACGUCUGAUGUCCAUGCUGGAGAGCUGUACGUGAUAGCAGAUGACCCCGGUGAGGACAAUAACAUCUAUGAUGACCAUGGGCCGCACAGCAUGAUGAAAAUGAAGAACAUGCCUCUUUUUACGAGGAUGAAGCUGCAGCUCCUCUAUCUCACAGCAGGACUGAAGACAAAUAGAAAGAAAGCAUGAUGACGGGCUGUUAAGGGCACACGUGCAAUAAAAGCCAGAAAAGGGAAACUCAUUUAUAAAUAUAUUUAUUUAAAUACUCAGUUCAUAUGGAUGGUUAGAUAAUUGUCCAGCAAAGAAAUAAAUUUGUGUGCAGAUGCAUUGAA